Molecule: messenger RNA, 3164 nt
Organism: Prunus avium (sweet cherry)
Lineage: Eukaryota; Viridiplantae; Streptophyta; Magnoliopsida; Rosales; Rosaceae
Source: RefSeq, a predicted model, not a curated record
UCAAUUAAGAUGAAGGGCGACGGAAGGUGCUUGAAACUCUUUCUUGCACUUUUGAUCCUUUUCCUACAAAACGUAAAAGGAGGAGAAGUUAGCCACAGCCACAGCCACAGCCUCAGAGAUGCUAAAGUGACAGUGAGGUGCAUAGAGAGGGAAAGGCAAGCACUACUUGCAUUCAAACGUGGCCUGGUGGAUGAGUUCAAUCAACUCUCAACUUGGGGUUCAGAAGCCGAAAAACAAGAUUGUUGCAGAUGGGAAGGAGUCUAUUGUAGCAACCAAACUGGCCAUGUCAUUCAACUUGAUCUUGGAUAUUCUUUCCCUGGUAAGACGAUUCAACAUGAUAUUUUUGGAUAUUCUUUCCAAGGUAAGAUGAUUAGUCCUAAACUGAUUGAGUUGCAGCAUUUACAAUAUUUGGACCUUUCAUUGAUUGAUUUCUAUGGGAUCCAAAUUCCAGAUUUCAUUGAUUUGUACCUAAGCAGAAGCUUCGAUGGGGGCCAAAUUCCAGAUUUCAUUGGUUCUCUAACCAAUCUAAGAAACCUCAGUCUCUUCGACGGUAAUUUGAUUGGUCCAAUUCCAAGUUCGUUUGGAAACCUCACGCAAUUGCAAAAUCUCGACCUCAGAGAUAAUCAGCUUCAACCAGAAAAUCUCAAUUGGCUCCCUGCUCUUUCUUCUUUAACGUAUUUGGACCUAAGCGAAGCCAAUCUCAGUACUGUUUUCGAUUGGCCAGAAGCAGUACUUAAUAAGCUCCCUAAACUAGUAGAGUUGACCUUGGUGAAUUGUAGUCUUCCUCCUCCUUCUACUCCAAUUCUUUCCACUACUCUUUACAAAACAAAUUCUUCUACAUCUCUUGCGUACGUUUCUCUCUCUGACAACCAUCUCACUUCUUCAAUAUUUCUUUGGUUGUCCAACUACAGUACAAGCCUUGUUACUCUUGACCUCUCCAUCAAUAAUCUAACUGGUUUCAUUCCCGAUUUCAUUGGAAACAUGAGCUCUGUUGUGAGUCUGGAUCUCUCUGAUAACCAGAUUGAAGGAGCGAAUCCAAAUUCGUUUGCAAGGAUGUGUAAUUUGCGAACAUUGUCGCUUCAAACAAAUCAUCUGAGUGGACAAUUAUCCAAGUUUGUUCAACGAUUGCCUAGAUGUGCUCAAAACUCAUUAGAGGAUUUGCGACUCUCUGAGAAUGUUCUUGUGGGGUCAUUAAACAAUCUUACAAGCUUCUCAUCUUUGAAACUCUUGUAUCUUUAUGCCAAUCAAUUAAGCGGAAAAAUACCUGAAAGUAUUGGGCAAAUGUCGCAACUAAAGGAAAUCGAUUUCAGCACAAACUCUUUGGAAGGGGUGGUUUCAGAAACUCAUUUCUCAAAACUCUCCAAAUUAAACUCUUUAGAUUUAUCCUCUAACUCACUAGCUUUAAAUUUCCAUUCUGAUUGGAUUCCUCCCUUCCAGUUGAGUGACAUAAAUUUGGCGUCCUGCAAGGUCGGUCCUCUUUUCCCAAAAUGGCUUCAAACUCAAAAUAAGUCUUCCCAGCUUGAUAUUUCGAAUGCUGGAAUUUCUGAUAUCCUUCCAAGUUGGUUUUGGAGAAAUUUUCGUCGCGCAUACUUUAUUAAUCUCUCACAAAAUGUAAUCAGAGGAACAUCUAAAGAUUUGGCAGUGAAGAUUACACAACUAGUGUUAGAUCCAAUGUAUCCCUCAACUCGAGCACAAGCCUCACAUCUGGAUCUCUCUAAUAAUCACUUUUCAGGGUCGCUUUCUUUCCUAUGCGGAUCUACAGAUAUGAGUUUAAUAUAUCUUAAUCUUUCAAGCAAUAGUUUUUCUGGAGAACUUCCAGAUUGCUGGAGGGAUUUGGAGACUCUAGUCAUGCUUGAUUUGAGUAACAACUCUUUUUCCGGAAAAAUUCCCAUGACAAUAGGCUCUUUAUUUCAAAUGCAAACUUUGAAAUUAAGAAGCAACCGAUUUGUUGGAGAAUUGCCUUCAUCGUUGAAGAACUGCUCAAGUUUAGAAGUUAUUGAUCUGGGAGAUAAUAAAUUAUCAGGACCAAUACCUACAUGGUUAGGUGUGAGCUUCAAGAAUUUGGUUAUCCUGAUGCUUUCCACUAAUCACUUCAAUGGAAGCAUGCCAUCACAAUUAUGCCAUCUAACACACAUUCAAAUUAUGGAUUUCUCUAUGAACAACAUCUCUGGAAGCAUACCCAAAUGCCUCAACAAUUUGACUACUCUAGCUCAAAAAGGAAAUUCAAUUCUAUCCAGCACACAUCCUUAUACUAGAUAUCCACGUAGGGCUGUUUUUUUCCAAAAAUAUAUUAAUUAUGAGAAUGAUGCAAGCUUCAUAUGGAAAGGAAGAAUGCAGACAUACAAAAGUACUUUGGCCCUUGUGAAGAGAAUUGAUCUCUCAAGCAAUAGAUUAACAGGGGAGAUUCCAAGUGAAAUCACUCAUCUUGUUGAGUUGGUUUCUUUAAACCUUUCAAGAAACCGGUUAACAGGUCAAAUAACUCCAAAGAUUGGAAACUUGCAGUCAUUGGAUUCUCUUGAUUUGUCAAGAAACCAAAUAGAUGGAAGAAUUCCGACAAGCCUUGCUCGGAUAGAUCGUCUUAGUUUCUUGGACUUGUCAUAUAACAACUUGUCUGGCAAAAUACCAACAGGCACUCAGCUCCAAAGCUUUGAUCCCCUUGAUUAUGCUGAAAAUCCUCAACUAUGUGGACCUCCACUUAAAAAGAUGUGUGCUGAUGAAAAUGAGAAAACUGACUUGAGCAAUGAAGAGGAUAAGGAUAAGUUUAUCACACUGGGAUUUUACAUCAGUAUGGGGAUUGGGUUUGUUGCGGGAUUUUGGGGAGUUUGCUGCACUUUGAUAUUCAACAGGUCAUGGAGAUAUGCAUACUUCAAGUUCUUGAAUGAUUUAAAUGAUUGGCUUUAUGUGAAGAUAGCUUUGAGCAAGCGGCAACUGAAGCUAGCAUAUGCUUAAUAGAUAAGCUCGCGGCGGUACUCUUUCUCUGUCAUCAUUAAUUUCGUUUUAUAAUUAUUUUCUUAUUGCAUUUUUUCCUUUUCUCCAAACUAACGGGUAUUAAUUUGUUUACUUUGAUAUUUAGCUGCGGCAUAUAAAUUAGGAGAAAAGUAGCUGUAGCUGUAUGCGUCCUUUCAAUUCAAGUGUGGAAGAUUGCCAGUAUGUGCACGCACAGG